Calliphora vicina (urban bluebottle blowfly) is the source of this 673-nucleotide messenger RNA. RefSeq lists its product as uncharacterized. Bases 3 to 572 code for a protein of 189 amino acids. NCBI's taxonomy places the organism in Eukaryota, Metazoa, Arthropoda, Insecta, Diptera, Calliphoridae. The transcript has 3 exons. The record is from RefSeq and is a predicted model, not a curated record.
UGAUGUUUCGUAUACAAAAACUAAUGCUAGAAGAAUAUCGCGACAUCUAUGAACCGGUUAUAGUGGAAAAUCCUUUUACACAGGUUACAGAAUACGGAGAGGGUUUAAGGCAAUACCAUAUAGGACUAACACGUUCCAAAAUCAUAUUUGGCUGUGAUGACUUUGAUGCAAUCGAUUUGGAGGAUUUUGUUUAUAAAGGUCUUGAUCCCGAAAUUGAAACCUUCCGGUUGGUCAGCCUAAUGCCUUUGCAAUUUCUUAAGUUAAAUUUUUAUCGCAAAAGAAAUAGAAAUAUUAUGCGCAUUUGUAUAUGUGGAGAAGAGGAGAAACCAAUGCUGUUUGAAUUUGGUGGUCAUCUUUAUAAGAGUCUUUUCUGGAAAACUUGGCGUGAACGUGUGGCCACUAUACGUAUGUUACAUUCCAAUUUGUUUCAUAUAUCUUGCUCCUCUCCCUUUUCCAGUACCGAUGUCUUGGCCGAAGAGGACGUUUGUUAUGCUCAAGUUCAUGGGGGUUCCAAUUAUUCGCCAAUGUCAUGGAGAAAUUAUUCAACAAAUUGUAGUUUGUUGAGUCAGUAGUUGAAGAUUAUUGAAUGAAGAAUUGUAUAAUAAUGUAUUGUUAUCACCUAUUUUAAAUAUAUAUUGUUGGAACGAUUUUUAUUUCGGGUCAUAAUAAAGGU